UAUGGCACAGUUGCUACAACAAAACCAAGGUUACUAAGAAAGUAACGAACCAAGUGCAAGGAUGGGCCAAGAAUCUACAAGUAGUGAAGUGAAUAGGAACUCCGUUUCUGAACUUGAUGGCAAAGAAAAGGAUAAGAUAAUGAAGAUAAUGGGCAAUGUAAAUUCAGUCCUUCAAUCGAAUGGAGAAAAUGAGGGAAAAAGAAGGAGGGAGAUACUUGGAUUUUACCACAUAAAGGGCAAGAGACUCACAGUAAUCCAGCCAGUUGAGGACGAUGAGGAUGAGGAGGACUAUGAGGACGAGGAUGAUGAAGAAGAUAAUAAGGAAGGAGAAGAAGAAGAAGGAGAAGAAGAAGAUGAUGAUGAGGAAGAAGGAGAAAGAGAAAGAGAAGGAGGAGAAGAAGAAGAGGAAGAAGAAGGAGAAGGUGAAGAUGAUGAAAAAGAAGACGAUGAGGAUGAAGAAGAAGGAGGAGAAGAAGUAGAAGUAGGAGAAGAAGGAGAAGGUGAAGAUGAUGAAAAAGAAGACGAUGAGGAUGAAGAAGAAGGAGGAGAAGUAGAAGUAGGAGAAGAAGAUGAUGAUAAAGAAGACAGUGAAGACGAAGGAGAAGACGAUGAUGAAGAAGAAGAGAGUUCGACCACAAGUGAAGCACAGGAUCUACCGGAAGAUGAAGACCCUGAGAAUAUAUGGCCUCUCUAGAGAUAAUGCUUGAGAAAUGGUCAUUAUGUAGAUAUCAUAACCUAAAUUGUCUCCUUGAAUAAAUACCAGCAUGUUUAUAAAGGAAAUGUGUUUGUAUCUCUGUGUGUUCACUGAUGAU
Messenger RNA from Eptesicus fuscus (big brown bat), 812 nucleotides. Its product is annotated as glutamic acid-rich protein-like. The coding region runs from base 62 to 694 and encodes 210 amino acids. Lineage: Eukaryota; Metazoa; Chordata; Mammalia; Chiroptera; Vespertilionidae. The transcript is spliced from 2 exons. The record is from RefSeq and is a predicted model, not a curated record.